Rattus norvegicus (Norway rat) is the source of this 2490-nucleotide messenger RNA. RefSeq names its product exocyst complex component 8 (gene Exoc8). The transcript has a single exon. Gene Ontology annotation, biological process: exocytosis. Bases 155 to 2305 code for a protein of 716 amino acids. Gene Ontology annotation, cellular component: growth cone; cytoplasm; exocyst. The record is from RefSeq and is marked provisional. Lineage: Eukaryota; Metazoa; Chordata; Mammalia; Rodentia; Muridae.
GGCACAGGCGCAAUGCAGCGCUCGGCCCCGGCGCAGGCGUUUGGGUGUUGCUCCCGCCCCGCUUCCUCUACCGCUUCUCCACCGGGCUCGGGUGGGGCCGGGAGGCGGCGAGUGACAGCCACUGCGGGCCGCGGGAGCAGGGCGGGUGGCAGCCAUGUCGGACAGCGGGGCGAGCCGCCUGCGGAGGCAGCUGGAGUCGGGGGGCUUCGAGGCGCGGCUGUACGUGAAGCAACUGUCGCAGCAGUCGGACGGCGACCGCGACCUGCAGGAGCACCGACAGCGGGUGCAGGCGCUGGCGGAGGAGACGGCGCAGAACCUGAAGCGCAACGUCUACCAGAACUACCGGCAGUUCAUCGAGACGGCGCGCGAGAUCUCCUACCUGGAGAGCGAGAUGUACCAGCUGAGCCACCUGCUGACGGAGCAGAAGAGCAGUCUGGAGAGCAUCCCGCUGGCACUGCUGCCCGCCGCUGCCGCGGGCGCAUCCACGGGUGAGGACACGGCGGGCGCGGGACCGCGGGAGCGCGGGGCGGCCCAGGCGGGCUUUCUUCCGGGGCCGGCCGGAGUCCCUCGCGAGGGCCCCGGGACGGGAGAGGAGGGCAAGCAGCGAACGCUCACCACGCUGCUGGAGAAGGUGGAGGGCUGCAGGGACCUGCUGGAGACACCAGGUCAGUACCUUGUGUACAACGGGGACCUGGUGGAAUACGAGGCAGACCAUAUGGCCCAGCUGCAGCGAGUGCAUGGCUUCCUCAUGAACGACUGUCUGCUGGUGGCCACUUGGCUACCACAACGGCGAGGCAUGUACCGCUACAACGCACUCUACCCACUGGACCGCCUGGCUGUGGUCAACGUCAAAGACAAUCCACCUAUGAAAGACAUGUUCAAGCUGCUCAUGUUCCCUGAGAGCCGAAUCUUUCAAGCGGAAAAUGCCAAGAUUAAACGCGAGUGGCUGGAAGUGCUGGAGGAAACCAAGAGGGCGCUCAGCGACAAGAGGAGACGGGAGCAGGAGGAGGCAGCCGCCUUGCGUGCGCCACCACCGGUCACUUCCAAGGGCAGCAACCCGUUUGAGGAUGAGGCCGAGGAGGAACUGGCCACCCCGGAGGCAGAGGAGGAAAAGGUUGACCUUUCCAUGGAGUGGAUCCAGGAGUUGCCGGAAGACCUGGAUGUUUGUAUUGCGCAGAGGGACUUUGAGGGUGCCGUGGACUUGCUGGACAAAUUAAAUCACUAUCUUGAAGAUAAGCCCAGCCCACCUUCUGUGAAAGAGCUGAGGGCCAAAGUGGAUGAACGAGUGCGACAGCUCACCGAGGUGCUUGUGUUUGAGCUCUCCCCGGAUCGCUCUCUGAGAGGUGGCCCUAAGGCUACUCGAAGGGCAGUGUCUCAACUGAUCCGUCUCGGCCAGUGCACUAAGGCUUGUGAGCUGUUUCUGAGGAACAGGGCGGCAGCUGUGCAUACUGCCAUCCGCCAGCUUCGAAUUGAGGGCGCCACUCUGCUCUAUAUUCACAAGCUGUGCCAUGUCUUCUUUACCAGCCUCCUAGAGACUGCACGGGAGUUUGAGACAGACUUUGCAGGCACGGACAGUGGCUGCUACUCUGCCUUUGUGGUCUGGGCAAGGUCUGCCAUGGGCAUGUUCGUGGAUGCUUUCAGCAAGCAGGUUUUUGACAGCAAGGAGAGCCUGUCCACUGCUGCCGAGUGUGUGAAGGUAGCCAAGGAGCACUGCCAGCAGCUGGGAGAGAUUGGGCUGGAUCUCACCUUCAUCAUCCAUGCCCUCCUGGUGAAGGACAUCCAGGGGGCCUUGCUCAGUUACAAGGAGAUUAUCAUUGAAGCCACCAAGCACCGAAACUCGGAGGAGAUGUGGCGUCGGAUGAACCUGAUGACUCCUGAGGCCCUGGGCAAGCUCAAGGAGGAGAUGAGAAGUUGCGGGGUCAGUAACUUUGAGCAGUAUACGGGGGAUGACUGCUGGGUGAACCUGAGCUACACUGUGGUAGCCUUCACCAAGCAGACCAUGGGCUUCCUGGAGGAGGCACUGAAACUGUACUUCCCAGAGCUACACAUGGUGCUCCUGGAGAGUCUGGUGGAAGUCAUACUGGUUGCUGUGCAGCAUGUGGACUACAGCCUGCGCUGUGAGCAGGACCCAGAGAAGAAGACUUUCAUCCGGCAGAACGCAUCCUUCCUUUACGACACUGUCCUCCCAGUGGUGGAGAGGAGGUUUGAGGAAGGUGUGGGGAAGCCUGCCAAGCAGCUGCAGGACCUUCGGAAUGCAUCGAGACUCCUGCGGGUGAAUCCUGAGAGCACCACGUCUGUGGUCUGAGGCUCUGGUUCGAUGCUGUGUGUGCGUCUGUCUGUCUGUCUGUCUGUCUGUCUGUAUGUAUGUAUGUAUGUCUGUACACACACAUGUACUACAGAUGCAUUGUUUGUAUUCACAUUACACAAUAUCAACACAUUCCUCAGACACAAACAGCAUAUAAAAGUGCCCUCUUAAAAAUGCAGUCAAAA